This is a messenger RNA of Geosmithia morbida, 1293 nucleotides long. Its product is annotated as vacuolar protein-sorting-associated protein 4. Gene Ontology annotation, biological process: vacuole organization; endosomal transport. The record is from RefSeq and is a predicted model, not a curated record. Gene Ontology annotation, molecular function: ATP binding; ATP hydrolysis activity. The coding region runs from base 1 to 1293 and encodes 430 amino acids. The transcript is spliced from 3 exons. Lineage: Eukaryota; Fungi; Ascomycota; Sordariomycetes; Hypocreales; Bionectriaceae.
AUGUCGACCAAUUUUCGCGACCGUGCUAUCGCCGAGGUGCAAAAGGCCAUCGCGGCCGACCACAAUAAGGAGUACCAAAAGGCCUUUGACCUGUACAUGUCCUCGAUGGAGCUGUGGGUCAAGGCGCUGAAAUGGGAGAAGAACAAGGCCCUCAAGGCCACCAUGCAGGAAAAGAUGGCCACGUACUUGGACCGUGCCGAGAAGCUCAAGCAGUUCCUGCAAAGCGAAGCCGAGACGGCCAAUAAUGGCAAACCGAUGAUGGGUGCCGCCAACGGGACGAGCGGUGGUAAGGCCAAGAGCGCUCCCGAGGAUGACGAAAACAAAAAGCUACGCAACGCUCUGUCGGGAGCUAUAUUGCAGGAGAGGCCCAACGUGCGGUGGGAGGACAUUGCCGGCCUCGAGAGCGCAAAGGAGACCCUCAAGGAGGCCGUCGUCUUACCUAUCAAGUUCCCUAGCCUGUUCCAAGGAAAGCGACAGGCCUGGAAGGGCAUCCUCCUCUAUGGCCCGCCUGGGACGGGUAAAAGCUAUCUGGCAAAAGCCGUUGCCACUGAGGCCAACAGUACAUUUUUUUCCAUCAGCAGUUCCGACUUAGUGAGCAAGUGGAUGGGUGAGAGUGAAAGACUCGUCAAGGCCCUUUUCUCCAUGGCUCGUGAAAACAAACCGUCGGUCAUCUUCAUCGAUGAAAUCGAUGCCCUCUGCGGACCGCGAGGAGAGGGUGAGUCGGAGGCUUCCCGGAGAAUCAAGACGGAGAUACUGGUGCAGAUGGAUGGUGUCGGAAACGACAGCAAGGGUGUCCUGGUUCUGGGAGCCACCAACAUUCCCUGGCAACUGGAUGCCGCCAUCCGCCGACGAUUCCAAAGGCGCGUGCACAUUGGUCUACCAGACCCUAACGGCCGCGCAAGGAUGUUCAAGCUGGCCAUUGGUGACACGGACACGGGGCUUCAAGCCAGCGACUACAGCGUCUUGGCCAACAAGUCGGACGGUUUCUCGGGUAGCGAUAUCAGCAACGUUGUCCAGACAGCCCUUAUGCGACCAGUCCGCAAAAUUCUGCAAGCUACACAUUUCAAGCCGGUCAUGAAAGACGGCAAGCGCAUGCUCAUGCCAUGCUCACCUGGAGACCCCGCAGGCAUCGAGAUGACUUACGACGACGUCAAGUCGGAUGAGCUGUUAGCCCCAGACGUGAUGCUCAAAGAUUUCGAGGUUGCUCUGGAAGACUCGCAUCCAACUGUGUCCAAGGACGAUAUUGGCAAGCAAAUCGAAUGGACCAAUGAGUUUGGUAGCGAAGGAGCUUAA